This is a messenger RNA of Phycomyces blakesleeanus NRRL 1555(-), 507 nucleotides long. RefSeq lists its product as hypothetical. The record is from RefSeq and is a predicted model, not a curated record. The coding region runs from base 1 to 507 and encodes 168 amino acids. The transcript is spliced from 7 exons. NCBI's taxonomy places the organism in Eukaryota, Fungi, Mucoromycota, Mucoromycetes, Mucorales, Phycomycetaceae.
AUGCCUAUCCAGGGAAGGCCCAUCGGUGCUCCACAUCUUGUUCUUGUGCUUCAAAAUCUGCUUUGGGGACAUCUCACUUAUACGACAUCCGGUGGAUCAGCACAACACCGAGAUGAAGGACGACUAAGCAUCAAAAAAAGAAGUUGGCACAAUGCCUUGAAACCCUCGGCCUCGUACUCAGAAUCCUGGACACCACCAGAGCUCAGUCAGGGUCCCGAAGACAACACGUUAAUAUCUUUUCAUGUCAAAUUGAUCUUGUUCAAGAGUAAUGCGCAUGAGGUUGGUAGCAUUAGCCAUUCACUCGGUUUCUUGAAUCCGUCAAAGUUGAAAAUAUGGAGCGCCUCUUUAAAAAAGAAAAAGGCGAAAAUAUGUUCAGGCCAGUUUACGUUUACACCAGCGGUCCAGCGGGCGAGUUCAUUAGAGUACGCGAGUACUUUGGUGAGCUCCUUAAUCGAUUUUGAAGCACAAGAACAAGAUGUGGAGCACCGAUGGGCCUUCCCUGGAUAG